Molecule: messenger RNA, 5610 nt
Organism: Aspergillus niger
Lineage: Eukaryota; Fungi; Ascomycota; Eurotiomycetes; Eurotiales; Aspergillaceae
Exons: 2
Coding region: 1-5610 (1869 amino acids)
Biological process (GO): fatty acid biosynthetic process
Molecular function (GO): fatty acid synthase activity; phosphopantetheine binding
Source: RefSeq, a predicted model, not a curated record
AUGCCGGCCUAUGAUAUACGGGCCUGCAAGAAAGAAUCGACAGCCAUGGUACCAGAGGACGACCAAAACCUCACUGAUGACCCAUCCAAGCUCGGUCACAAUGUCGUUUCCCUCUUCGACCAAACUCAGACCCGAUACUCCCCAAAGGCUGCCAUAGUAUGCGGGGAGCAUACCCUCACAUACGGUGCUCUUGCAUCUGAUUCGGAUCGCCUGGCCUGCCUCCUCCUGUCGCGAGGCAUCAGCCGUGGCCAUGUGGUGGCUCUUGCACUGGACCGCACACCAGACCUGAUCAUGUUCAUUCUCGGCGUCUUGAAAGCGGGUGCGACAUAUGUACCCGUUGAUCCUGCUUUACCCCCCGAGCGUGUCAACCAGAUGCUGGAUGAUGAAGCGCUGCGUCUGGUGAUAGUUAGUCCUGUUAGUACCAAAGGGGGGGCGGGCACCGGUCGAUAUGAUUAUGGCAAUAAGGCAGUCUGCUGCACCACGAGCGAGCUCCAAGAUCAGAUGAGAUAUCAAGCGGACAAGAGGCCAGCUGUGGAUAUUCAGCCAGAUGACAUUGCCUAUAUUCUGUACACAUCUGGAUCCACAGGCAAGCCUAAGGGCGUGGAAAUUCAUCACGCCGCUAUAUGCAACUAUGCCCUGUCGGUACACCAAAGACCUGGCUGUACUGACCAGGACCGCGUGCUGUUCAAAAGCACCAUCUCGUUCGAUAUGGCCGCGUUUGAGAUAUACGUGCCAUUGCUGUGCGGCGCUACAGUCGUGCAGGCACAGGCACAUGAUAUCAGGGAUCCCCGCGCGCUGAUGCAUCUCAUUGAUCGGCACAGCGUCACCUUCUCCGUGGCGACGCCGACCAUUCUACAGAUGAUGCUGGACAGCGGUUGGUGCGGCACGCCAGGCUUCUCUAAGCUGGUUACCGGUGGCGAGGCACUGUCACCUCGCCUGGCAGAGCGCCUAACCGCGUGUGUUGAAGAAGUAUGGAACCUUUACGGCCCGACUGAGACAACAGCCAGCGUGGCUGCUUGGAAAGUUCAAGUCGGUGAGGACAUAUUGAUUGGAACGCCUAACCCGAACACACGGCUAUAUGUCCUCGACGCCGACUUGCAGCCCGUGCCGGUUGGCAGCACCGGCGAACUAUAUAUUAGCGGAGCAGGCGUUGCUCGUGGAUAUCGGAACAAUCCAGAGCGCACCAAGGCUGCGUUUCUUCCGGAUCCUUUCUGGGAAGGCCAUACUAUGUACAAGUCAGGAGACUUGGCAUGCUUCUUGGAUUCCAGGAGACUGGCCGUCAUCGGUCGGGCAGACACGCAAAUCAAGAUUCGCGGGCAAAGAAUUGAUCCUGGCGAUGUUGAGGCAUCCAUCACAGCUCACGCGGAUAUUGCCAAUGCCGUUGUGGUCAACCGAGACGAGCGGCUCGUCGCAUACUGUAUACGAAAGCCGGGCGUUGGCAGCGCCGAGGUUCCUCUAGCCAAGUUGCUACGCCCCUGGCUAGAAGACCGCCUUCCCGGGUACAUGGUCCCCUCGUUCUUCGUCGAAGUCGAUCGAUUUCCUUCUACGCUCAACGGCAAAGUGGAUCUCCGGGCACUGCCCGAUCCCAUCUCGACCAUCACACCGGCGAAAAUACCAGCUUCUACACUGACACAACAGCUGCUGGCUAUAUGGACCGAUGUGCUAGGCCACGGUCAGAUUGGCAUGCAGGACAGCUUCUUCCACAUUGGCGGCAACUCGGCGAGCAUCAUUCAGAUCCAGACCAAACUGGAGAAGCUUCUGGGUCGGCCAGUGCCGGUGCCAAAACUGUAUGAGCACUUCACCAUUGCCAACCUUGCUGCAUAUCUCUCUGAUCAAACCCAGACCAAUGAGGUUACCGAAGAGACGAAAAACCCUGCUGGGAACGAUACCACCGGUGAAGAUAUUGCUGUCAUUUCCAUGGCGUGCAGACUGCCCGGCGAUAUUCACACGCCAGAAGAACUUUGGAAGGCUCUCAUCAGCGGCACCGAUGCCGUCACCAGGGUUCCUGAGGAGCGCUGGGAUGCUGAUGCCAUUUACGACCCGGACCCGGAGGCCCGCGGCAAGUCCUACAGCACGGGUGGCGGCUUCGUCAGGGACGCCAUGGAUUUCGAUGCGCAAUUCUUUGGAAUCUCCCCUCGCGAGGCCCGGGCUAUCGACCCCGCGCAGACCAUGAUCCUGGAAACAUGCUGGGAGGGCUUCGAACGGGCAGGCUAUGGCACCAAGUCCCUGCGGGGCAGCCAGACUGGUGUCUUCAUCGGGACCGGUAACAGUUCUGUGGAUGACGGCCAGCUAAGCGCCGCCGGCACAGAGAAGUUUGAAGGACACCUUGGACUUGGCACGGCGCCAAGCUCGCUCUCUGGUCGCGUAGCAUAUGCUCUGGGGCUUGAGGGUCCUACGAUGACUUUGGAUGCUGGGUGCGCUGCCUCGCUGGUCGCCACGCAUGUAGCAUGCUCAGCACUUCGCCAAGGCGAGUGUGACAUGGCUGUAGCUGGCGGCGUCACAUUCUUGCCUUCUCCUGGUUUGCAUAUUGAGUUUAGCCGCAUUCGCGUUGCAUCACCAGAUGGUCGCUCGCGACCGUUUUCAGCGGACGCAGCUGGGAUGGGACUGGGUGAAGGUGCCUCGGCUGUGGUUCUGAAGCGUCUGUCGGAUGCGCAGCGCGACAACGAUCAUAUCCAUGCUAUAAUUCGUGGUUCAGCGGUCAAUCACGGCGGUCGCGGCGCUAGCAUGACAGCACCGAGUGGACCAGGCCAGAAGCGUGUUGUCCGCGCAGCGCUGGCGGCUGCGCGCCUAAAGCCAUAUGAUAUUGACUAUGUCGAGGCGCAUGGGACUGGCACCAGACUAGGAGAUCCCGUCGAGGCCUCAGCUUUGGCGGAAGUAUUUAGCAGCAGCCGCGAUGAUAUUACUGGGCCGCUGAGGAUUGGUUCGUCAAAGUCCAAUAUCGCACAUACGCAGGCGGCGGCCGGCCUCGCCGGCCUUAUCAAAGUGGCUCUGGCAAUGCAACACACCAUGCUGCCACAGACACUGCAUAGUAGUCAGCCCAGCCCUCUGAUCGACUGGGUGGGUGGCAAGUUGCAGCUUCUCCAACGGCCAAUGGCAUGGCUACCCAGAACAAACGAUCCGACUGCUCCGCGAAGAGCAGGAAUUAACUCGUUCGGAUUAUCGGGCACUAACGCCCAUGCUAUAAUUGAAGAGCCCCCGAGGGCUCACUCAAAUGCUAAUGGCGCCGAUGAUGAUGAUAAUGAUGAUAAUGCGAGGUUGCCUUUGCCGCUGCCAUUCCUCCUGUCCGCCUAUACAAGUGAAGCACUGCGUCAGCAAGCACAGAAAUUAUGCAAUCACCUCUCCAGUGCCACUGCACAAACCAAGCUGUCUGAUGUAUCCUACUCGCUGGCGACUACUCGUACGCAUUUCCCACGACGUAUCAUUCUUGCAGCACAAGACAAGACUGAACUUAUGGGCAGGCUAGCAAGCAUUAUCGACAACGGAGUACCGGCAACUGCUGACAACAACAAAACAGCUCGCGUGGCGAUGUUGUUCUCUGGGCAGGGCACUGAACGGGCCAGAAUGGGCAAGGGUCUUGCUGAACGCCACCUUGUAUUCCGCAACACUGUCAGUCACAUUGCAGAACUCUUCGAGUCGGUCCUGGAAAAACCACUGCUGGAUGUCAUGUGGGCAGAGCCUGAGAGCGAGGCCGCUUCUCUACUGCGGCGUACGGAUUAUGCCCAACCAGCUAUCUUUACACUCCAGGUAGCACUAUGGAGACUGUGGCAGAGCUGGGGUGUCCAGCCAGCAGUCGUGCUAGGCCAUAGCGUUGGCGAAAUUGCGGCCGCGCACGUCGCCGGAAUCAUGAAUCUAGCAGACGCUUGCCGCUUGGUCGCAGCACGAGGGAAACUGAUGCAUGCGCUGCCUGAAAGUGGUAGUAUGGUGGCGCUUGAAGCCGGCGUAGACGAGGUCACUUCAGCCAUCGAGCAGCUCAGUGCACGCGACAGGGUGUCGAUUGCCAGUAUCAACACCCCAACGCAAGUGGUUGCAUCUGGAGAAAUGGAUGUCAUUGACAAAUUAGCAGCUUAUUUCGAGGCUCAAAACCGGUCUUCUAAAAUCCUCAAAACCAGUCGCGCGUUCCAUUCGCACCAUCUGGAUGAAAGCAUGCUUGCAUUGUUACGCGCCGUCGCAGAAACCAUUGUGUUCCAGGAGCAAACGCUACCUAUCGUCAGCACAGUCACAGGAAAACUGGCAGAGCCUGGACAACUUAGCAGUGCGGAUUACUGGGUUCGACAAGCUCGCAAUCCUGUCCUGUUCGCUGAAGGCAUGCAGACCCUCGCUGACCAGGGCGCGAAUUGCUUUGUUGAAUUGGGUCCAGCAUCGACACUGUGUGGUAUGGGAGCUUCAUGUCUCGAUGGGGACCUUAGUCAGACGAGCAAAGUGGCCGGCCGCGAAGGCGCAAAGAACCUGGUCUGGCUGCACUCGUUAAACCCCAAGAGCGACGACGCUCUAGUGAUCCACAACAGUCUCUCCGACCUGCACAUACGAAAAGUGGAGAUCGACUGGGCAGCGUUCUUCAAAGACAUUGGCGGGCGCCGCAUCCAGCUACCUACGUACGCAUUUCAGCGACAUCGGUAUUGGCUGGACGGUUUGCGGCCAAUAUACAGCGAUAAAUCAUCUGGCCAACCUUCUGGCCAGUCUCCUUCGGGUUGCCCCCAACCCACUGGCCAAAUUCAAGUUGGAUGGCACACUAUUGACGCGAGUAGCCAGUAUUCCAAUUCAACUUGGGGUCUCCUCUGUCCAGCAAGUGAUGCGCCAUGGAUGUCACCGGUGAAGGAAGCAUUGUUGCACGCCGGAAAGCAACCUGUCACGGUCAAUCAGCUCGCGGAAGCCAAAGCGAUGAGCGGCGUGCUUUGUUUCUGGGAAUCAGACAGUGAAGACGACAUGAUCUCCAAGGCAUCUGAGCAAUUGCAGACCGUGUCACGAAUGAAGUUCUCUCCCUGGGUAGUCUGGGUGACGCGGGGUGCUGUGGGAGCCGGAAAUAUGGGCGAGGCAUCGCUAUGGGGUGUGAUGCGAAGCGCGCGCGUCAAAUAUCCUCAACUCUGUCUACGUAUCGUGGACUUGGAAGGUGACGUUAACAUCGCUACAGCCACCAAACUCUGCUCAAUCUUGAUGAUGAGUACCGAACCUGAAUGUGUUGUGCUUGGUGAACGAGUGCUCGUCCCGCGAAUGCAGUUUCAGAUGCAGGCGCAGGUCCAGGAGGUCCAGAAGCAUAGUAAGCUGUGCGUAAACGGUCAAGAGACGACCAACGGAGCAACCGCAGCUGCAGAUCCAAAUGGGACGGACAGCUUCGAGAACAAGAUCAGGAUGGCUGGGCCCGAGGAGAGGGCGAUGAUGCUUCAGGGACUAGUACGGGGGAUAACUGCCAAAGCACUUGGUGUGGCGACUGCUGAGGAAGUAGAUAUGCACCAGGGGUUCAUGGAUGUUGGAGUGGAUUCAUUAGGAGCAAUUCAAAUGCGCAAAGAGCUUUCGGCGCAGACAGGGGUCAAGUUGCCAGCUAACUUGACCAGAGUGUAUCCGGAUCCUAUCUCACUUUCCGAUGCUCUGCAGAAGCAGGUAGAAGGUCAGUAG